This is a messenger RNA of Penicillium cinerascens, 1719 nucleotides long. Its product is annotated as putative alpha/beta hydrolase. Bases 1 to 1719 code for a protein of 572 amino acids. The transcript has 2 exons. Gene Ontology annotation, cellular component: mitochondrial inner membrane. The record is from RefSeq and is a predicted model, not a curated record. Gene Ontology annotation, biological process: cardiolipin acyl-chain remodeling. Lineage: Eukaryota; Fungi; Ascomycota; Eurotiomycetes; Eurotiales; Aspergillaceae. Gene Ontology annotation, molecular function: A2-type glycerophospholipase activity.
AUGGCGUCCGAAUCGCUGAAUUCGUCCGAAUCGGACGCUCGCGAACACAGACAGCACAGAAAUAGCACGGGGGGUCGAGAAGGGACCCCGUAUGCUGCGCGCGCUGCAGCUGGCGCUGCAGCCGCCAGUUCUUUCUUCCCCUUAGGAUACCGCGAAGGCUUUAGCCAAUGGUGGGCUCGUCUCCCUGCUGCAGCUGCAGAGCACAAAGUCCUUUCCUAUCUUCCGUAUCUGCAUCAGCAUCCCCCAACCCAUCUUCAGACCGGUAACACGGCGGACUUCCCCAACGGUUCGACGCCGAGCAGUCUGAAGUCUGCGGACCACAACCAGCAAGGCGAGAUCUCCACCAACUCCCUCAAUGAUCCCUAUGGCCCUCGUCGGUGGAGCUCUAGCAUGGUGGAGCUGAGUGGCAAAGACCGGGCUCUCAACGAGUUCUCUGUAGAGCGCCUUGGCGAGGAUGCAGAUCAACAUUUGGUUAUGCUUCAUGGUUACGGCGCCGGUCUUGGUUUCUUCUACAAGAACUUUGAGCCGCUCAGUCGAUUGAAGGGCUGGCAAUUGCAUGCUUUGGACAUGCUGGGCAUGGGUCGCAGCACGCGGCCACCCUUCAAGAUCAAGGCCAAAGACAGAGAAGAGGCAAUUCGGGAGGCCGAGGCCUGGUUCAUUGAUGCACUAGAAGAAUGGCGUAUCAAGCGCAAGAUCGACCGCUUCACUCUGCUCGGUCACAGCCUGGGUGGUUACAUGGCCGUCGCUUAUGCCCUUAAAUAUCCCGGCCACCUCAACAAGCUUAUCCUGGCGUCCCCGGUGGGUAUCCCCGAAGACCCAUACGCGGUGACAGCGGAUGUCCCCGAGCCGUCCGAGUCCACGCUGGCCAACGAGUUCACCCAGGACCAAAAUGAAAUCACCUCCUCUGCUGCUGUCCCGGGAACCGCACCCAAGACCAGCGAUGGCAGCUUCAUCACGGGCCGCAAUCCCAAACCCGAGGCCCAGAACCUGCCGCCACGCCGGAACAUGCCUAAAUGGUUCGCCUAUCUGUGGGAUGCAAACAUCUCUCCCUUCAGCCUGGUGCGAUGGACGGGUCCCCUGGGUCCACGGAUCGUGUCUGGAUGGACCUCGCGCCGCUUCUCCCAUCUCCCAGCCGAAGAGGCCAAGGCACUCCACGACUACUCAUAUUCGAUCUUCAGUCAGCGCGGCAGUGGCGAGUACGCCCUAGCAUACAUCCUUGCCCCCGGUGCAUUCGCCCGCAGUCCCCUCAUCCGCCGUAUCCACGGCGUUGGCCGGCAGAUGAUCCAGCCAGAGUCCUCAUACUCCCCCCCUCAUCCCACCAACUCGGCCAAGUCUUCAUGCUCGAUCAUCUCAAAGUCCGCAGCUGCCGCAUCUACACCAGCCGAUGCGCCGGGUACCCCACCAAUCCCCUCAUCUGACGCUCCGGUUCCCAAACAACAGCCUUGGCGCGAACAGGGCCUACCGAUCGUGUUCAUGUAUGGUGACCAUGACUGGAUGGACGUCUCGGGCGGCCACGCCGCUUCAGCGCGCCUCGAAGAAGAGAAACAGCGUGCUUUGGCCAAUGCCACGCCAGAAGAGCGCCGCAACGACCAAGGGUCCGCCAAGGUAGUCGUCAUCAACCGAGCCGGUCACCACCUCUACCUCGACGGGUGGGAAGAAUUUAACAAGGUCGUUCUAUCCGAAAUGGAAGAAGUGAAUCGACGCGAGAGGUCGUCGUGA